This is a messenger RNA of Penicillium vulpinum, 732 nucleotides long. RefSeq lists its product as uncharacterized. The coding region runs from base 1 to 732 and encodes 243 amino acids. The transcript is spliced from 3 exons. Gene Ontology annotation, biological process: peptidyl-glutamate ADP-deribosylation. The record is from RefSeq and is a predicted model, not a curated record. Lineage: Eukaryota; Fungi; Ascomycota; Eurotiomycetes; Eurotiales; Aspergillaceae.
AUGUCUGACACAGGUGACGAUCAGGUUGCAGCGAUGGACCGCACCGACAGCGAUGAUUCGUUAGUCUUGAUGACCUCGUCAUUGCCUGCUGCGGUCGACUUUGUCCAGGAGACUCCUGGGGACCUGUUUGAUGCCCCCAAUGGUGCUGCUCUAAUCCAUGCAUGCAACUGCAAGGGUGCGUGGGGUGCAGGAAUUGCCCGUGCAUUUCGUGAGCGGUAUCCUGCCGCUUACGAGAUCUAUCGCCAACACUGCCUCAUGUACCAGGAACAACCAGUCACGAACACUAUCACUGACCUACGCGACGAGGACCCACAGCCCACUCUCGUUGUUCACCGUCCCCUCGGCACCGCACUCAUUAUUCCGCCCCAGCAGAGCGACUUCUCCCUACACCGCCGUCGCCAUUGGAUAAUCUGUCUCUUUACAUCGGUGCAUUAUGGCAGCCGCAGGGAUUCGGAGGAUAUGAUUGUCAAUAGCACUUUUGCUGCGCUACAACACCUGAGUGGACAGCUACACGGUCUUUCCCUGCAGACUUCCGAUACCGGUAAUGAGCGACCCCACAGCCUCUACUCCAGCCGCUUCUGCACUGGUUUGUUCAAUGUUCCCUGGGAUCGCAUUCGUAAAUUGAUCGAGACUGUCGGUCUGCAUAUCACUGUGUACCACCCCUUUGAGGGAAGCAGCCGCCGUGCUCGUCCCAUUCGCAUGUCUCGUGCCAGUAAGACGAGCCAGGACUGA